Messenger RNA from Nerophis lumbriciformis (worm pipefish), 1797 nucleotides. The record is from RefSeq and is a predicted model, not a curated record. Lineage: Eukaryota; Metazoa; Chordata; Actinopteri; Syngnathiformes; Syngnathidae.
AUGUUGCCUUGGCAGGAGGAGAGACUUUCGGUGGAAGAGGCCUUGGACGUACGGGUGCGAAUACAUCAUCUGGACCGCCUGGAGGCUCCCCACCUGGUGUCCAUGGGGAGCGGCGUAACCAUGGAGAAGAAUUGCGGGGAGACCUCGCGUGACGCCACUCGCGUCGUAACCGACCUCGCCGUUGUUCCUUCCUCAUCUGCUGACGGAUUCAUAAGCGUCAUGGAAUCUUCCCUGAAAGUCCGUCCAACAUGGCCAAAUGGGCAAAAUGGGUCACCCGCCGCUCGUUUACCACCUGGGUACGAUAUAUUAUCUCAUGUCGUGAGCGCCCUCCGGGUCGGAGAGGCGUGUGAAACUUUUGACAGCGAGCUGAGCGACGACGCCGUCCUGCGUCAUCACUUCCUCCUCACCUCGAUGAGGAAUCCGCCCCAGCAUCCCCUACCCAAACGACCCGCCUUGACCUCCUCGGACGGCACGGGGUGGCGGCUCGGGUCGAGCUGUGGGGUCCCGGCCGGGCCUCCUCUGAGCAGACUUCCCGUUCCGCAUGAGCGAGAGUUGGAGAGAGUGAGCUCGCUGUUGUUUGGCCAGCCCCGACCACCACCUCCUCCUCCUCCUCCUUCUUCAGACAGCAGGAAUGUGGGAUGUCUGGAGUGGGGGUCAGGAAGCCAGGAAAGAAUGCCAAGUAUGUCCAUGUUUGUCCAGGGCUGCCCCGCCUUCCUCCGAGCGAUCCACUCGAUCCAGGAAAAGGAAGACUUAAAACUCUUUUUCAAGAUGUUCAAGAACGUGAUUUUCUUUGCCUGCACGCUCUUCUGGAGCCUGGCCGCGGCUCAGGAGUGCGACGGCCGCUGCUCGUGUCCAUCGACGCCCCCUGAGUGCGCGCCGGGCGUCAGCCUGGUGCCCGACGGAUGCGGAUGCUGCCGGGUGUGCGCCAAGCAGAUGGGCGAGCUGUGCACCGAGAGGGACGCCUGCGACACGCACAAGGGACUCUACUGCGACUUUGGCUCGCCUGUCAAUAGACGCAUCGGAGUAUGCACAGCACGAGAGGGCGCCACCUGCGUAUUCGGCGGGAUGGUGUACAAAAGCGGCGAGAGCUUCCAGAGCAGCUGCAAAUACCAGUGCACGUGCUUAGACGGCGCGGUGGGUUGCGUGCCCCUCUGCUCCAUGGACGUACGCCUCCCCAGCCCCGACUGCCCCGCCCCCCGCCGGGUGAAAAUUCCCGGCAAGUGCUGCGAGGAGUGGGUUUGCGACGCCCCGCGACACACCAACACCUUCAUGGGCUCCGUUCUACCCGCUUACCGUGAGGAGGAGACGUACGGGCCCGACCCUUCUCUAAUGAGGGAGAACUGUUUAGUUCAGACCACCGAAUGGAGCGCUUGCUCUAAGACCUGCGGUUUGGGCAUCUCCACAAGAGUCACCAAUGAUAAUCGCGAGUGCCGUCUGGAGAAGCAGACUCGACUGUGCAUGGUGCGACCUUGCGAGUCCCAUCUGGAGCAAAGUAUCCGAAAAGGGAAAAAGUGCAUCCGCACUCCCCGCCUAUCCAAACCCAUGAAGUUCGAAAUCUCCGGCUGCACCACCACCAAAUCCUACCGGCCCAAAUUCUGUGGCGUGUGCCUGGACGGCCGCUGCUGCACCCCUCACAGGACCACCACCCUCCCCAUGGAGUUCAAGUGCCCCGACGGGCAGGUGAUGAAAAAGCACAUGAUGUUCAUCAAAUCCUGCGCGUGCCACCACAACUGCCCCGGCGAGAACGACAUCUUCGAGUCCAUGUACUACAAAAAAAUGAUGGGCGACAUGGCGUGA